Molecule: messenger RNA, 9109 nt
Organism: Cladocopium goreaui
Lineage: Eukaryota; Dinophyceae; Suessiales; Symbiodiniaceae
Source: the annotation of a GenBank genome assembly
AUGGCCACGUGUGAAGUUUGUGGAGAUGGUUUCGCAGACGAUGCGGAAAAACACUUGUGCUCCCCGAGCCGAGACUCUUGCUCGCACGUGUGCCACGCGGAUUGCUUGCAGCAAUACCGAUUAAAGCAGGGCUGCCCUAUGCAUGACUGCCCAUUCUGUCUUCAGAAUGAAGAUUCCCAGGAAGAGGCUGAUGAUGCCGCUUUGCAAGAGAUGGAGAUUGAGGCAGCAAUGGAAGCAGAGGCUGUGGCUGAGGGGGUAAAAAGAAAGACCAGAGAAGAGGCAGCUUCGCCUGUCCGUGCGGGUGGGGGCCCAGCGGGCAAGAAGUUAGCAACCAACGCAAGCCCGCCAGCAGGACAACGCAGCCCAGUGCCGCCCACCCAAAGAUCCCCAAGCCCAGAAAGCCCUCCCUUCACACAGGGUGGAAGUGAAGCAGCCCGCUUGUCCAUUCCAAGCUUUGGGAUUGACAUCUACGACGACCUGAGUCGGACCAGCAAGGCAUCUACCACGGUGAAGGAUCCUAUGCACGACGCCAUGUCGGAGUACUUGGCUUGCAGGGAUGAAGCACAAAGCCUUUCGUUGCUUCACACCAAGAGCACAUAUCAAGGGCUUGGAAGCCCAGAGGCUUCUUAUCAAACCGUUCUGAAUGCAGCCUUGAAAGACCCCAGGGACCACCACGCUGUGGCAUCAGACUUUGCCUUCAGAACUCGAGAAGUGCUGCCCGUGCCUUUCGAAGUCAGCUUGAGAACCAUUGCCCGCAAGGAAGGUUGUGAGCCUGAGACAUUCAUGGCACGCGGCUUCGAUUGCAGCCUGAUGAGGAGCACCGACGUGGCGCCACAUGCACGGAUGCCACCAUCAAGGGUCUUCGUGCUUCUAUCAAAGAAUAUGCCCGAGCUGGCAUCAUUUCGGAUGAGAUUGCCACAACAAUAUGCCAUGACAUCCGGGAGGGAGACCCGACACUCAGGUCUGCAUUACGGCAACAAAGAAAAGAUGUGCACUUGGCUGAACUGCGAAGAUGACAAGACAGUGACUGGAGAUGGUGCCACGGCGCUGACUCAUUACACCUUCGUUCACCAAGUGUAUGGACAGGUGUCGCUUUGUGAGUAUGUGCUCCAGCCAGUGACAAGUGACCCUGAUCAGCAGAGCCAGUCCAGCAAAGAGUUCCUGAUUGACUUCUUUGGUUGGAUGGGGCGCGUGGCAAGCAACCAGGACAAAGACCACUAUUUUGACAAGUUCGCCUUGCCCGUGCUCAGGAAGGCUUUGCAGGGCCCGAGCGCGUUGGCCCUUGAUAGGAUCAUAGAUGAGUUUGCCAUUGAGAUGACCAUCUUCGAUUUGGGACAUGCCUUGCAUAUCUGGCGUCGCCAAAUGUGCUUGUGGUUUGCCUUCUAUCGCUCCAAGCAAGUCCAAGCCUUGGUAGGCCCCAAAGCAGUGCCAGAUGUCAAGCCCCCAGGACUUGCAGAUUUGGAUGCCAAGGUGAAAUUGCAGCGAGUCAUUCUGUCCAAUCCUCGAUGCGCUGGUCCAACCUCCACUGCGCACAUUCGCUCUGUUCUGAAGUACCACUUUCAGAAGGAGAAAGAGGAAAAACCAGCAAAGUUCGUCUUGGCAGCAGUCAAAGACCUCUUGAAAGUUGGCAUCUUGCAAGAGGUUGACAAGAAGGAAGUGGAAGAACAGGCGCCCAAACUUAAGGACAAGAAAAGCGCCAAGAGCAAGGAGGCCACGCUAAAGAGCGAGCCACGAGGCCCGCCAGGUGGCCACGCUGUCCUGUACUACCAGACAUGUGCCGAUGCUAAGUGGCACCAUGACAAUGGCUUCUACCUUAGGGAUUCAGCAGAUGCUGAUGCCAGCAUGCGUGAUGUUGGUCCCAGUCUCUUUCCUGGUACCUUUCACAUGAGAAGGCGUUCGAAGUUUUCGCCGAAGCGUGCGGACUUGACUGGGAUUACGAACAUCGCCUUCAUGAUGAUGGAUGCCUCCUACUUUGGACGGCUACAAAUCCUUCACAUGGCAGACAUGCUGGACGGCGAGGUCAACACACAGGCAUGCCCUUCGGGCUUCAGUUCCACCAUGACCAUCAAAUGCAACGGUGGCUAUGCUGAACUGCAGAGUCACACCUGUGUGCCUUUGCCCUGCCCCACGGGCACGGUCAGCGGCGAGUUCGAUGGCUCUUACAACAUCUCGGAGACCACGGCAGACUAUGCCCACAACCAGAGCUUCACCGAGCAGUGCGCCUGGGCCAACCCUGGCUACACUGGAAGUUUCCAGGCUACCUGCAAGUUCGGCAACAUCACUGGAGACUACUCCACCUGUAUUGGAAAUCCCUGUCCGGCUGGAACCAACAUGGAUGUCACUGUGGGGUGGGUCACUGCCAACCAGCAACAUCCCACGCAAGCAGAGGUGGUUCAUGGAACCACAUGGAAUGUGCUGUGCAGCAGCAUCAACGGAGAGUUCUCCGGAAAUGUUGAGAUGCGCUGCUCCGGAACCAACUUCCGUGCUGACACCUCUCAAUGUACUCAGAUUGAAGUGGGAUGUUUGCCCACAGGACUCGGUCAAGAGAUCACCGUGGUGAAUGAGACGGCCACGCUGCUGCCCUCCGCGGGUGUGACCUCGGGCGCGGCCUUCGCACGAGAUUGUGGUGACCUCACCAACGGCAACUAUGUCGGUACCGUGAGUGCUACCUGUGGCACCCUGGGAAGCUACACAGGUAUCGAGAUCAGCUGCGUUCCAAGGUCCUGCGUCUCAGGCAUCGAGGUGACCGUUGCCAAGGGCGCUCUCAGUGGACUUGUCACCACGUCUGCGGCCAUGUCGCAUCUGUCGGUGGAAACCACCAGCUGCGAAGCUGCUGAUCAGGCGAUGCGCGGUGAGCUGCGUUUGGUCUGCCAGUUCGGCAACAUCGUGCCUGAUACGUCCAGUUGCCAGUUGGUGUGCCUGCCGUCCAGACCUGGACAGGUGAUCUUGGGUAACAAGGUCAUCACCAUCUCGACUCCGGAGGAAGUGGCCGACACCCGGGGGUUCUUCACCGAAUGCAACAGUCUCUACACGGGUUUCAGCGGCACAGCUCAGAUCACCUGCAACGGUGGUGCCUUGGUUGGAGACGUGACCAACUGCGCGGGCUUGCCCUGCGAGACCGGCAACGUGGCCAGCGUCACCCUGUACGACGUGACGCAGUCAGUGGCCAUCACCCAGGACCUGCUUCAUGGAGCUUCAGAAAGCGCUCAGUGCAAUGUGGUGAAUCCUGACUACAGCGGCAGCUACAAGCUGAAUUGCUUCGCCGACGUUGUAACGGCGGAUGUGUCCACCUGCGUCUGUCAGGCUCAAGGCUGCAGCGACGCACCUUGCGGCAACGCACAGACCUUUUUCGUGGAACUGUCUGGAAUCCAAGAGACACGCGCCGUCGGCCAGCAGUUGAGCAGUUUGGAGUCGGCGACGCUGACCUGCGCCUCUGUGGUGCCUGGCCAUGACGGCGACAUGACGGUGACGUGCAACGGAGGUGUCUUGGUGCCGGAUGUGUCUCAAUGCACGCCGAAGCUUGGCAUGGAGGGCUUGGAGCCUGAGUGUGCUAUUGGGCGCUUGAACCUGGCCCUGGAGGGUAAACCUGAAAGUAUUGCUAUCAUCCUGAUUUGCCUUGCUGGUGACAGAGUUUUGGCUGGGAUCCCACACAAAGCUUGGCACCGAAGAGCUGCCAACCGUUUGCUUCCAGCUGGCACCCUUGAGAAGCCGCUGAGCCUUGAAGUGGCUGCGUGCUCCCUUGAAAGCCGUCACGAGGCAUUGCCGGGUGGUAAGUGCAAGAUUUGGGUUGGUUUCCUUGCCAAGUCUUGGUUUUCAAGCCUGGACUUUGAUUCGGACGAAGCUGCAAUUCUUCAGUUUGUUUUAUUAGAUUCCGAGGAAGUAUGCGCGCCUUUUGGGGAAGCACUGCAGGCGAUUGCCGGGGACAAGUUCAACGUUGCUUUUGUUGGAAAUUCAGAUCCAGAACCAGCAGCCCGUUUGAAUGCCUUGGAGUCGCAAGUAGCUCAUAUCCGUUCCGGUCUGGAUGCUUUGUUAGCAGCUCAGGGUGUAAGGCCAACAGUUUUGGGAGAAGAGUCUGGAUUUCAAACAGCGGAAGAGGUGGAGGUUCAGAGGCCAAGCCGCCUUGCUACGCCGCCUGGGUUGGGCGCCUUGCCAAAAGCACCUCCAAGGGCCAAAGACAGCGGAACUGCCUUACCUGGCUUGGAUCCAGGUACAGUCGCUGCCGCCCUGCAAUCAGGAGUUCCUAUGAGCCACCUCCAAGCCAUGAGUACUUUGGUGCAGGGGAAGCCAGGCAGGAUGGGAGAUGUGCCCAGGCGCAGCCCACCUGUGCCAGAAAAAGCUAUCGAUCCCUUGGACGACGACGCCGUGGCUGUAGAGGACAUCGACGGCGAGCCGCUGGACCCUGCAAUGGACCCUGUGGCCAAGGCCUUAGUUCAAUUAACCCACAUUGUCAGCUCUAUGAACAAGCAAAAAGGGAAGAAGGAGACCCUGGAAGAGUCGCUCGAUGCACUGGGAGGCCAGAGUUCUGGCUCAGCAGAUCAACCAACUGUGACUGGCAAGAAGCAUGUGAAGGCCAUCGAAGCCUUGAAACAGGCCUUGCGGAAAGAACCACAAGUCAUUUACAACAGCAUAGAAAAGUUGAUGGCCGAAGACUAUGGACUCAUGGGCCACUUGCCCAACGCCUCCUUGCCAAACAUGACAGCAAGGGGGUGGGCGGAGCAUCGGCCGCGAAUCCAGGGAUUCCCCCGAACGGUGAGAUGGGUCUGGGGCGUCUGCGGUAUAUUGGAUUGCCUCCGCAACUCAAACCCGGAGGAAGCCCGGGCCAGAGCAUGCUUGAUGCUCGCCCAAGCAGAGCAAGAGUCGAUCGACAAAGGCAACUUUCUACUUGCACAAGAAAUGUCCCUGGAACCGCCACCUCCAUAUGCUUCGUUCACUGCGCAUGUGAUUCCAGAUCCCAUGGAAGUUCAAUUCACCCGGAUCAUGGAUGGCAGGUGGAUAGAUGCCUUUACUGCAAAGCUUCGCGAUGCGGACGAGUACAUCGAGCGCAGGGACAAGUGGCUGAGGCAACUGCCUGCGGCGCUGUUGGUGGCAUGCCUUCACUGUGUCCCUUGCCGAGUUCUUCCUCGUCAGGCUGAUUGUGCCUCUUCUACUAGCUCCUCUAGCGAUGCCACUCGUGGAUCCCCAUUGGAUGGCUUUGACUUGGCCUCUAAUUCAGUUGCAAGUGCGCAGACUGCUGUCAAUUUUGAAGGUGCUGAGCCACAGGACGGCAGUCCACCGGCUGCCCACUUUGGGCCUGAGGUUUCCAGUGCGACAGAUGGUGGUCUGUACAGUCGACGCUGUGCUGAGAGCCAUUUCAAUGUUCCUGGUUCCGGCGCUUCCACAUUGCGGGCCAACUCCAUUUGGGAGACGGCCGCUAAGCAGGAAAGCUUUGAAGACACACUUGCGAAGCUUAGCAGCUUUGCUGAAAAGAGUUUGCAGAAUCAUGGCCAAUACAAAAAGAAUCAGUUGAUGGAGAAAUUGGAUUGGUGCGAGCGAACAUUUGUCGCAGCUUGUCGUUAUGCUGGAUUGCUGAUCGCGUGGAUGAUGAGUCUCCUGGAUUCAGUCUAUCGUGUCCAAGCUGGUAGGUCCCAAAAAGAUAUCAUCAAACUGCCACAGUGUUUAGUCGAUGAGUUGUACAUUGCUUCGGCUCUUCUGCCACUGGCCGUGACAGACAUUAGAGCGAGUUUCUGCGAAGCGCUGUAUGCUGUUGAUGCUUCAGACUGGGGGGAGGCGGUUGUCAAGGCCGAUCUCAGAUCCAAACUUGAGCGCAUGUUGAGAGGUUCUUUUUGGGCAUGCCCGCAACUCUUGGGUCAUGCCAUUGCGCAAUACGGAUAUCACCUCUAUGAUAAACUUGCACAGUGUGAUUUUGAUAGCCUUGCUUGUGUAUUGACGCCUUAUUUUGCUUUGCCGCCUUACGGAACGACAAACUUGCUUUGGCUCCUCCUGACCAAGUAUUUCGUUGACGGCAGUGCAUGUGCGUUAGCGCCUUCAUUUGCUUUGGCCAUCAUGUGGGACAUCACAGCAAGGAUGCACCGCCAGCACACCUGCCGUGGAGGCCGAGCUUGCGUUACCGCGCACGCGGUGAGAUUGACUGACUCGCUUUUCGCCAUAGCCGUUGUGGGCGGUGCCUCCUUGGAAGUCACUGCACCUAAGGACCUGCAACACAAUGAAGUUUUCAUGGCGGAGUACUGUGCCAAUGUGAGCAGUGGCUAUGCUGGGGUGUCUCGGCCCUUCACGUCGGAUCCAGACCGGCCGGGGACUCCACGGACCGGUGCCCCGAGAUCUUCACAAAAUCUCAACAACAACAUUUUUUUCAGCUUAACAUCUCCGAAAGACCUCCGCUUCCGCACGAUGGCUGCCUGGGGCAAAGGGAAGGGCAAGUCCAAAGGUGGAGGGGCAGUGGUGCAGCCUAGGGCCGUGCUUCCCAGGCCGCAGCCCGCUGGCCGUGCCCCUGGCACCGCGCAGCCGGCCGCAGUGGGGGCUGUGCCGGGCAGCGGCGCCAGCAAUGCUACACCGCCGCCCAUCACGGUCAGUGGUUGUCAAAAUGUCACCAUCGCCAACAUCAUCAAGGGGUCGUACACGGCGAGUGGCUCCAACCACAACAAACCCAUCUAUCAGAAGGAGGGAUCAUUUGGCACUGUGGCCGUGCUCAUCUAUUAUUGGGACGAACGCGAUGGACCUAACUUCCAUGGCUGGUGGUUUGGCCCAAAGGUGGGUGGGGAUCAAGUCUGGGCGUAUUCGGCCAACAAGGCUUCCCAGUUGCCACCCACGACUGGCUGGAAGGUGCCUUGGGAUGGCGCAGUAGAUCCCAGCGUUCAGCUCACGCACGGUGGUGGCCCCGCCACCAUCCCAAUCCGCGCCGGCGCUGCGGGCGCGCUGGGUCCGCGGGCCGGGCUGCGGCCUGGUGUGCGCGCAGUGAACUCCAAACAGCUGGAGGAGGUGAAGAGGCGAGAAGAAGAAUCGAAAAAAAGGGUCGAGGAAUUGAAGGCCAAACGAGAAGCCGAAGAGUCGGCUCGAAAGGAACACGCCGCCGCGCUGGCUGUGCGCAAGGCGAUUCAAAAAGUGCGAACGGCCAACCCAGACAACUACGAUGAACUCAGAGCUCAGCUUGAGGAAACCCAAGCAAAGAACCUGGAGGCCAUGGGAACCCAGGCAGACAAGGUGUCGGAGGAGGCGACGAAAGCCUUGGAGCAGGCGCAGAAGCGCAUCGACGACCUCCAUGCGAAGAAGCUCGAGGAGGAGCAAAAGAAGUUAGAGCAAGAGAAAUUGAAAAAGGAAAUGGAAGAGAAAGUGGCGGAGUUCGUGAAGACAUCGAAGGAGGAGGCCACGAAGAUGCUGGAGAAGGUGAAGGAAACCGAGGAGCUCGUGGUGAAGCUGCAGAGCGAUGGCAACACUUCGGAGUUCUUAGAGGCGCUGGAGAAGGCGGAGAAACAGCUCGAGGAGACGCGUGAAGGUACAAAGAGCACGCGACUGAAAAUCAUGGAGAAGCAGAAGGAUGUGGCCGAUGCGGAAUCCUUCCGCAAGGUGAAGCGUGAAGUCAUGGAACUCUCGACCAAGUUGGCCACGGCGUUCCGCGCCAUGGAACGCCUGGGCCAAUCCCUGCAGCAGGCGAAGCAGCGCCAGGAGCUCAAGGCCACCGCGCUGGAGAAGUUGGAGGAACGGAAGAAGGAGUUCAGCAGCUUCGACAAAGACAAGGAUGGCAAGUUGAAUCUGAAGGAACUGAAGGCCUACUGCAAGUCCAAGGGCUUGGACCUUGCACAGGAGAUUUUGGACCGCAUCAUGUCCUCCCUGGGGGCCAUUACGGUGGACAAGUUCCGUGCCAUGCACCAGAAACUCUUCAUCGCACACUGGGAGGCCAUCGCGAGAAAAAAAGCGGAGGAGGAACAGGAGAGGCUGAGAAAGAUUGAAGAAGAGAAGCAGGCCUGCCGAGCCAUUUUGGGCUCCAUUGCUGAGUUGCUGCAGUCUUGCGAGGCCACCGCGUCGGCAGCGGAGAACCGCGCCAAGCCAUUGAUCAAGGACGACACCGAGAAGGGGUCUGAUGAGAUCAAUGCAGAAGCGGAUGAGGUUCUCAAGUCGGUGGAGGAAGCAGAGACGACUUUGCAGAGCUCCACUGGCAAGUUCAGUGAAGCCAAGGAAGCGUUGGCCGCGUUGGAAGCGCCGGGGCAAAUGAGUUCCGACCUGCAGAAGUUGGAAAAGAGAGAAUCAAGGACCAAAGGGCAGUUGGCCAAGAUCACGGCCGCCGUGAAAGUGGCGCGAGAGAAGGCAAAACGAAAAGCCUAUGCCGAGUUUGACCAGAAGCGUACAGAGUGCGCCACGGCCAUUCGCGCACAGAUGACUUCGAAGGAGAAAUCUGCCGACGACUUCUUUGAAGAGCUGAACGGGGGGGAAGCCUUGGACCGAGAGAAGUUCUUGAACUUUCUCAAAGAUCUGCCGGGCCUGGAGUGCUUCGAUGGCCAAAUGGAGAAACUCUUCGACAACUUGGCCACGGAAGGCAGUAUUAGCAAAGCAGGUUUCAAGGACUUGGUACGUGUCUUCUACAAGUGCGUCAAGGCCACGGUGAUGAGCUCCGAGAUCUCCAUCAAGUCCAAGACCAUCCGGCGCCUCGAAGUCGGAGAGGUGCUCGAGGCUUUGGCGACGCCUUGCCAGGAAGAGGCCACCCGGGUGAUGCGGGUGCAAUGCGUCGCCACGCAGGAUGAACUCACCGGUUGGGUCACCGUGGCAGGUAAUCAGGGCACCACCUUCCUUGAGCCGGGUGGCAACUUCUACACCUGCGUCAAGGAGACUGUGCUCAGCGACACGUUGGAACUCCAAGAUAGCAAAACUUUGCGGCGGAUCGCCAAAGGUGAAGUGAUAGAAGUUCUGGAGUUUCCCAAGAAGGACGCCACUGCGGAUGUGCGGCGCAUCAAGGGCAAAGCCAAGUUGGACGGCGCGGUGGGCUGGAUCUCGCUGGCCAGCAACCAGGGCACCGUCUUCUUGGAGUCUUGUUGAGGCGAUCAAGGCGUCUAGCUGGCAUGAGCUCGUGCUACGCCCGAGCCGGGAACACUGUGGUAAAAGGGAUGUGCCAGUUUACUGG